Molecule: messenger RNA, 2291 nt
Organism: Mercurialis annua (annual mercury)
Lineage: Eukaryota; Viridiplantae; Streptophyta; Magnoliopsida; Malpighiales; Euphorbiaceae
Product: protein REPRESSOR OF SILENCING 3
Exons: 4
Coding region: 68-2119 (683 amino acids)
Cellular component (GO): nucleus
Molecular function (GO): RNA binding
Source: RefSeq, a predicted model, not a curated record
UUAUUAAGCCAUUAGCAGUAGUGAAGGGGGGCGGCAGGGGACUGAGAAAAGGCAGUAGCCAAGAAAAAUGGAAGUUGAAGGAGAAGGAGAAGACAACAAUCUGAAAAAUACAGUACCGGAAAGAGUAAGAAUACAUGUCGGAGGAUUGGGCGACACUGUUACGGAAGAUGAGCUUCACAAUUUAUUUUCGAAAUUGGGAUUAGGGUUUCAAUCUGUCGAAAUUAUCAGAACUAAAGGCCGCAGCUUUGCCUACAUUGACUUCUCACCCCAAUCCGUCUCUUCUCUCACCAAGCUCUUCAGCACUUAUAAUGGGUGUGUUUGGAAAGGUAGGAAGCUGAGACUUGAGAAGGCUAAAGAACAUUAUCUUGAUCGUAUGAAACGAGAAUGGGCUGAAGAUGCUGAGCCUGCCAGUGGUGCAUUUAGUGAGGACGUUGAAGAUGAUGUGGACAAGAAGACAGAGUUUUCGACAAAGCCGAUGAAAGAUCUCAGUUCGGAAAAGAAGCAACUCACGAUAUUCUUUCCAGGAUUGCAAAAGUUGAAAUCCAUACCAUUCAAUGGAACUGGCAAGCACAAAUACAGUUUUAGAAAUUUUGAAGUUCCUUCUCUUCCUAAACAUUUCUGUGAUUGUGAAGAGCAUUCUGGUUCUCUUUCUGCUAAAGAAAAUCAGAUUGCUAUUCUGGAAGAACAAGGUGGUGGAAUGAAUGAGAAAGAGGUCGGUAUGAUGAAUUCUGUGAUGAAUAGGCUUUUUAAGAUGCACAAUGUUCCAGAAGCUGCUCAUACUGAAAUUGAAAGGACCGAAGAAGAAGACUAUUCUAAAGAAGAAACUGCUGAUCCGCAACUUGAUGAAAGUGAAGGUUAUUCUACUGAAGAUGAAGAUGGCCUUAUAUUAAAUGUGGUGAGCCAAAGGAAGGAGAGGUCCUUCACUAAUCAGAUUAAGGAGCCAAAGUCUAUGAAAAGAAAAACUUAUGAAGACAGACCAGCGCAAGAAGUCCUAAAAAAGAAGACAAGAAAUACUGAAGAAAAUCAUACAAAUCAAUAUGAAUCUGCCAUUGCUCGAGGUAAUGGGAGUUUGCAUGCUCAUUCAAAUGAGCCUGGCUCUGGAAAUCAGCAUAUUGAAUCACAACCAAGUGUGAAACAAUCAGCUACUGGUGCUAAAUGGUCCCAGAAGUCUUCAUGGAGGGAACUUGUGGGGGAUAAGAGCAAUGGUGUAGUCAAUAUCUCUGACAUAUUUCCUGCCAUUUCUUCCAAAAAGAAAGAGGAAACGGAACCUGAUGCCACACUUCACUCCAUUAAAAAGAAAAACAAGAGGAAGUUGACAAAUAAAAAUUGGAGAAGUCAGUUGGACAAAUCAGAAGGAGAAGGGCUUGUAGAAGCUCAACCUACGCAAGGGCUUGUAGAAACUCAACCUACCCAAGGGCUUGUAGAAGCUCAACCUACGCAAGGGCUUGUAGAAGCUCAACCUGCCCAAGUGCUAGUAGAAGCUCAACCUGCCCAAGGGCUUGUAGAAGCUCAACCUACGCAAGUGCUUGUAGAAGCUCAACCUGCCCAAGUGCUUGUAGAAGCUCAACCUGCCCAAGGGCUUGUAGAAGCUCAACCUGCCCUAGGGCUUGUAGAAGCUCAACCUACCCAAUUGGAUUUUGGCUUAGAUAAGGCAGGCAGAGGUUCUGCGUGGCUCCAGAAAGCUUCAUGGACACAAUUGGUACACUGUAACAGCAGUUUUAGCAUCAGCCAAAUCUUGCCAGGCGUUAAAUUUGACAAGCAAGAGCCAAUAAAAACAGGUAAAAGCGAAUCUUGUACACCUGUUACAAGUUCUGGUAUCGAAAGGAAUGAUGAUGUAAAAAGUAGUCCAAAAUCUGACCAGCUCAUUGUUAUGGGUGAUAACAAUGGUUCAGCUCCAGCAGAAAACAAAAAGAAGUCGGCAAAUAAGCAAGAAGGUGGAGUAGUAGCGAUUGAUACUCCAGUUCCAUCCGAGAACAAAAAUAACGCACCACCAAAAAGAAAAGUUGUGACAAUUGGUGAGAGUCGGCCUUUUAUGAGGACCCAGGAAUCAGUUAAAGAGUGGGAAAAUAUUAGAGCAGCGCUGAGCGGAUCUCGCAAGAGAUCAAUCAAGGGGAAAUAGUUGCAUGAGACUAAGUUUGGCUAGUGUCAUGCUAGGUUUUACAGAAUUAGAAUCGAGUAAUUGACACAAGAUAAUUUUGUCGGGGUAAUGAACUGAUUUUGUGUAUUGUGUAGUGACCUUCAUAAACUGCAUUUAUCUUGAUGAUGAUUAAGAUAUUUCAUAUGGUUUUGCA